AUGUCUGACCCUGAGCCUGCAGUGUAUGGAAACCAAUCCCUCUGCACGAAAUUCACAUUUGUGGCGUUUUCCUCCCUUGCAGAGUUACAGCCUCUGCUCUUUGUUGUGUUUUUAAUCAUCUAUUUGUUUACUGUGGGUGGAAACCUCAUCAUCAUCUGCCUGAUCUGGAUUACCCCUACGCUACACACCCCCAUGUAUUUCUUCCUGGUUAAUCUCUCAUUUCUGGAGAUGUGCUAUAUCACUAGUGUGGUUCCUCAGAUGUUAGUGCACCUUCUGGUGAAGGACAAGAUCAUAAGCGUGGGGGGCUGUGCAGCUCAGAUGUAUAUAUUUGCGAUCUUAGGGCUGACAGAAUGCUGCCUGCUGGCUGCUAUGGCUUAUGACCGCUUUGUCGCUAUUUGCUAUCCACUACAUUACACUCUCCUGAUGAGCCCUCCCGUGUGUUUGAAGUUGGCUGCAACGUCUUGGAUCACUGGAAUAGUGGUGGAGUCAGCCCAGAUCACCUGGGUCUUCUCUUUGCCCUUCUGUGGAACAGGAACAAUUCAGCACUUUUUUUGUGACAUAAUGCCUGUAGUGAAACUGGCUUGUAUCGAUACCUCCCACAAUGAGAUUGUGAUGUUUUUUAUCUCUGUGCUCUUCAUUAUGACUCCCUGUUUCCUCAUUCUAUGCUCCUAUAUGCGUAUUCUUGUGAACAUCUUGAAAAUUCCUUCAGCGGCUGGCAGGCGCAAAGCUUUCUCCACUUGUUCUUCUCAUAUCCUGGUUGUUUCUCUGUUCUAUGGAACUGCCCUAUUCACCUACCUCCAACCCAAGACUGCCCACACUCCAGAAACAGACAAAGCAACUGCACUUAUGUACACAGUAGUCACACCGGCUCUGAAUCCUAUUAUCUAUACCUUGAGGAACAAGGAAGUAAAAGAAGCCGUUCAAAGAAUAACACAAAGAAAUCCUCUUAGACAAAUAGCAUAA
This is a messenger RNA of Sorex fumeus (smoky shrew), 963 nucleotides long. Its product is annotated as olfactory receptor 10C1-like. The coding region runs from base 1 to 963 and encodes 320 amino acids. Gene Ontology annotation, cellular component: membrane. The transcript has a single exon. NCBI's taxonomy places the organism in Eukaryota, Metazoa, Chordata, Mammalia, Eulipotyphla, Soricidae. Gene Ontology annotation, molecular function: olfactory receptor activity; G protein-coupled receptor activity. Gene Ontology annotation, biological process: G protein-coupled receptor signaling pathway. The record is from RefSeq and is a predicted model, not a curated record.